Acanthoscelides obtectus is the source of this 1335-nucleotide messenger RNA. NCBI's taxonomy places the organism in Eukaryota, Metazoa, Arthropoda, Insecta, Coleoptera, Chrysomelidae. The record is from the annotation of a GenBank genome assembly.
AUGAGCAGACUGAUAAGGGGCCCCUAUCAUGUUUAUAUCGAAAACAAUGAACCAAAUUUCUCAGAAGCUUCAGCAGAGUGGGUACAGGAAUUUCAUUGUAAGCUGGCCCCAAAUUAUGUAAGCAACAACAUCCAAAGAAGAAUCUCAACGUGGACUAACCAUGAACUGAUGCAACCUUUUACCUUGAUAGAAUUACAGAGAGUCUUCAAACAGAACAACAAUACAUCUCCGGGAAAGGACCAAAUUCAUUAUUCGAUGUUAUACCAACUACCUACAACAACGAAACAAUCGUUAUUGGAUAUUUUCAAUCAAAUAUAUUGUGGGAAUGCUGAAAUACCGAAAGAUUGGUACGAUUAUAUAAUUAUUCCAAUUCUGAAACCUGGAAAACCAGAACAUCAUCAAGAUUCAUAUCGUCCCAUUGCACUAGCUUCAUGCGUUUUGAAAACUUACGGAAGACUCAUAAAGAAUAGGUUGGAAUUCUACUUGGAGAAAAACCAAUUGCCCCCAAGCUCGCAAUAUCGAUUUCGAAAAGGACGGUCUACUCAAGACUUACUGAUACAGUUAACAACUGAUAUCCAAAUUGGAUUUUCGAAUAACACGCAUACUUCUGUAAUAUUUUUAGACGUAAUGGGAGCUUAUGAUAAUGUAGACUUGAAUAUACUAUACAGUAAAAUUAUAAAUAUUGGUCUUCCAAAAGAACUUGCCAACCAUUUGUUAUUACCGUAUAGCAAUAGAAACAUUUUCAUCAGAGCCUCUGAGCAGACUAUUGGACCACGAUCAACAUCUAAAGGACUAGCACAAGGGAGUAUAUUGAGUCCCAUCUUGUAUAUAAUAUAUUCCUAUGACUUUGAAAGAGCUUUUAAUUCAAGAGAUGCUAAAAUAUAUCAGUUUGCAGAUGACUGUGCCAUUAAUAUGCAGAACAAAAAUUUAUCUCAACCUAUGGAACUUCUAGAAACAGCGACUUCCAUUGCACACGAAUGGUUUGAGAAUAAUGGAUCUUCCAUUGCCUACUCAAAAUCUUGUGUAUGUACGUUUACCAGAUCUCGCCUUAGUCCUUCAAAUAUCAUCACUCUGGAUGGGCAGAAUAUAUCUUAUAAAACUUCUGUCAAAUAUCUAGGAGCUAUCCUAGAUAAAAAACUUAACUGGAAAGAACAUAUUACAUACAUUUUAAAGAGAAGUCAGAAUGCUUUUAACAUUCUGAAGUCCUUUCCACAUCGGAAAUGGGGAGCAGAUCCAGCAGUGUGCUUAACCUUUUACAGGACCUUAGUUCGAUCAAUCUUGGACUACGGAUCAAUACUUUACGGAAAUGCAUCUAGAAUUCAUCUUCAAAAAUAG